UCACUCGGGGGAGAAGCCCUUUCAGUGCAUCGAGUGUGGAAUGUUUUUUCACACCAAAGGAGGCCUCACACGUCACGGGAAAGUUCACAAAGUAGAAAAAGAUUACAAAUGUUUAGACUGCGGAAGAACAUUCGCUUAUUCGUCAUCCCUUAGAAAUCACUACAACAUAAUGCAUCUCGGAGUGACGCCCCAUAAGUGCUCCAAGUGCGGGAAAUGUUUUAGCAGAAAAGCAAAUCUUUUGAGGCAUCAGCAUAUUCAUACCGGAGAAAAACCUAAUCGGUGUCAGGAAUGUGGGAAAUCUUUUACUCACAAAGAAUAUCUCAGGAAUCACGAGAAAUUUCACACAGGGGAGAAACCUUACAAGUGCGGGGAAUGUGGGAAAGGCUUUACCCGCAGUUCAGACCUUCGGGUACACGAGAAGAUUCACACAGGAAGAGGUUCUUAUCAAUGCCCCGAGUGUGGGAAAAGUUUCAGUUGGCGUUCAUCUCUUCGGAGGCAUAAGAAAGCGCAUAAAAGUCAGGAAAAGUGCCCGGAAUGUGGGAAAUGUUUUUCCCAGAAAUCACAUUUGUUGCGACAUCAGAAAGUUCACAUUGGGGACGGUCCCUAUGAAUGCCUGGUAUGUGCAAAACGAUUUGUGGAUUCUGCUGAACUUCAGGGACACCAGAAGGGGCACAGAGGAGAGAAGCCCUAUAAAUGUGGGGACUACGGGAAAAGUUUUUAUCAAAAUUCAGAAGUUGGUGUACAUCAGAGCAUCCACACAGGGGAGAAGCCCUGUAAAUGUGGGGAGUGUGAGAAAUGUUUUGCUCAGAGGACGGAACAUCAGAGAAUUCACUCGGCGGAGAAGCCCCAUCGGUGCAUCGAGUGUGGAACAUUUUUCCGUCGCGAAUCAGCCCUUAGAAGUCACAUGAAAAUUCACACAGAGAAAGUAAUUAUUUUAGAUUGAUAACUGUACAUGUCUUCAGCGCAACUUCUGGUGGUCUCCCAUCCAGCACUCAUGAGCUUAUUGAAUAUUCAAUAAGCUAAUUGAAUAUUGAAUGGAGGUAAAAGGGGAUGAGAGAAUUGCUGGGGUGAGGAUGAAAAAAGAAAAACAUCAACUAUUUAAGCAAUGGCAGAAAGAUAUAAUAA
Molecule: messenger RNA, 1125 nt
Organism: Notechis scutatus (mainland tiger snake)
Lineage: Eukaryota; Metazoa; Chordata; Lepidosauria; Squamata; Elapidae
Source: RefSeq, a predicted model, not a curated record